AUGCCCGCAGUCGUCAGAGAAGCAGGGCUGAGAGGUCUGGUGACGCUUGAAGCACGGCGAUGGGAUCAGCAUGACAAUCGAUCGAUCGUAUCACCCACGGCAUUGGCCUUCUUGAUUCCGGUAUUGGCUGUGUUCUUUUUUGCGCCUUUCCUUUGCGGGUUUUGUAUUCGAAAGCGACGACGAGAUACACCGGUUAGACGGCAUGGCCCGGUAAAGCUGCUCACCUUACAACGAUCGGAAGCAAGGGAACGGCUGCGGUCGGUAGUAGAAGUCUCGAACGUGACCGGAGACCAAAAGGCAGCAUGUGUAGACAGACGUAAGGAGAAGGUUGGCUCAGACAGCGAAUCUAUCCCAGAGGAGGAAUGCGCAAUUUGUCUCUCGACGUUACGUGCACCAUCACCACCUGAGCCCGCGAAGUUGAGCAACGAGAACGGAGUGGUCGACGAGGCCGCGAUAGCGCCACCCAAAUCUGUGUUCGAACAAGAAGAGAAUCUGAGACUGAAAGAUUGCGGCCACAAGUUCCAUGCCGAGUGUCUCAUCUCUUGGGCGGUGCUGCACAAAAAUAGUUGUCCAAUUUGUCGAACAGUCUACUACCACGAGGAGCCAGAGAAACCGACAGAUAUCGAAGCCCAAGCGUCAAGCGCUGGUCAGGAACCUGCAGCCGUUGAGUCAGUCACACCUGCGCAGCCGCCUGUGUCCAACUGGCACUACUUCUGGACGGGCCGUGAUGCAAGGCAGAAUCACACGCAACCUGGUGUCCGGUCGAGCUGGCAGCAAUUCCGCAGGUUUCGCUCCUGA
Macroventuria anomochaeta is the source of this 798-nucleotide messenger RNA. RefSeq lists its product as uncharacterized. The record is from RefSeq and is a predicted model, not a curated record. NCBI's taxonomy places the organism in Eukaryota, Fungi, Ascomycota, Dothideomycetes, Pleosporales, Didymellaceae. The transcript has 3 exons. Bases 1 to 798 code for a protein of 265 amino acids.